AUGUCUAGUCUCGCCGCUUCAGAUUCAACCUCGGCUACGGCCAUAGGUGCCGUCGCGCCCUUUUCUGGCAACAGUGCUCGGCGGACCGACUCCGUCCCUCUCGAGAGCAUCCGCCGCUCGACCGAAGCCACGAGCUCCGCGCAGAAUGUCGCGCCCGCCGACGGCCCAACCCCCCACGCCAUCGUCGCCGAAACCACGCCCGCCAACGCGUCCGAGAAACCCACCUCCGCUAAUGAUGCCACCGAAUCGUCUAUCGCGGCGCCCGAGGUGCCAGCCAAGUCGGGCGACGGUAUUGACAAAGCUCCGGAGCCGCCCGCAAAGGAGGCCGACGACGCCAUCGGCCCCGCUCAGGACAACAUCAACUCUGGCGCUUCGGCAGAACCUGGGGCACCUCCCGUAUGCAAUAUUACCCUGCUCUUAGCGUCUGGUAGUCGCUAUCCGUACAAGAUUGAUGCCAAGUACCUGGCUAGAAGAAAUGUGGUUAUGCCCGAUGAGACCGAGCACGGCCAACCAGAUCCUUUCAGCAUCAGCAUAUACACCCUCAAGGAGCUGAUACUGAGAGAGUGGAGGAGUGACUGGGAGGCUAAGCCUGCUAGUCCCAGCAGCAUACGUCUCAUUCACUUUGGAAAGCUGUUGGAUGACAAGGAGCAACUCAGGAAAUACCAAUUCAGCGCCGAAUCGCCCAAUGUGGUGCAUAUGAGUAUCCGACCUCAGGAUCUGGAUGAGGAAGAGGCAAAACCAGGUGGCAAGAGCCUCGGCGCUGGAAGUGGUGACGGUCAACGCUCAAGAUCCGGAGGCUCAUGCUGCGUUAUUCUAUAA
Cordyceps fumosorosea ARSEF 2679 is the source of this 819-nucleotide messenger RNA. Its product is annotated as Ubiquitin. The record is from RefSeq and is a predicted model, not a curated record. Bases 1 to 819 code for a protein of 272 amino acids. The transcript is spliced from 2 exons. NCBI's taxonomy places the organism in Eukaryota, Fungi, Ascomycota, Sordariomycetes, Hypocreales, Cordycipitaceae.